Molecule: messenger RNA, 972 nt
Organism: Pelodiscus sinensis (Chinese soft-shelled turtle)
Lineage: Eukaryota; Metazoa; Chordata; Testudines; Trionychidae
Source: RefSeq, a predicted model, not a curated record
AUGAAUCCGGCCAACGGCACCUUCCCGGUGACCAAGUUCCUCCUGCUGGGUUUCUCCUCCCUAGGCUGGCAGAGCCGCACCCUCCUCUGCGCCCUGCUCUCCUCCAUCUACUCUGGGACAAUGGCCGGCAACCUGUGCAUCGUGUGGGCCGUGCUGCAUGACCCUCGGCUCCAGCGCCUGCCCAUGUACAUCCUGCUGGGGAACUUCUCCUGGCUGGAGACCUGCUACGUUACUGCCACUGCACCCCGGAUGCUCUGCGACCUGCUGUCCCCCGGCCUCCCCAUCUCCUUCCACGCCUGCUUCCUGCAGUUCUACUUCUUCUUCUCCAUGGGGUCCACCGAGUGCCUCCUCCUCACGGCCAUGGCCCUGGACCGGUACCUGGCCAUCUGCGAGCCCCUGCGCUACCCCAUCCUCAUGUCCCCCCGCCGAUGCUGGAUGCUGGCGGCCUCCUGCUGGCUUGCCGGCUUCCUGUGGUUCAUAGUGCCCAUCGUCCUCAUCUCUCGGCUCCCCUUCUGCAGCCCCUACACCCUGGACCAUUUUCUCUGUGACCCGGGUCCCUUGUUGGCGGCCUCCUGCUCCCCCGCACCCCAGACUGAAGAGUUCUUCUACACCGUGAGUUCCCUCAUCAUCCUCGCCACCUUCCUCUUCACCCUGGCCUCCUACGGGCUCAUCGUCAGGGCCGUGCUGAGGCUGCCCGCAGGGGCCGGGCGGCACAAGGCCUUCUCCACCUGCACCUCCCACCUGGCCGUUGUGGGCUUGUUCUACGGCUCCGUCAUGGUCAACUACGUCAACCCGGCGGCCUCGGGGGGCAGCGGGAAGGUGGUGACGCUGUUCUACACGGUGGCGACCCCGCUGCUCAACCCCCUGAUCUACAGCCUGAGGAACAAGGAGAUGAAGGGGGCUCUGAGGAGGACUCUAGUGGGGAAGCUGCGGGGGAUUCUGCUCUGGCAUCAGCCUGCAGGGCCUGGCUAG